This is a messenger RNA of Procambarus clarkii (red swamp crayfish), 1593 nucleotides long. NCBI's taxonomy places the organism in Eukaryota, Metazoa, Arthropoda, Malacostraca, Decapoda, Cambaridae. The record is from RefSeq and is a predicted model, not a curated record.
AUGUGUUCGGAUGCCGAGGAAUGUGUUUGGAUGCUGAAUAAUGUGUUCGGAUGUCGAGUAUUGUGUUCGGAUGUCGAGUAUUGUGUUCGGAUGCCGAGUAUUGUGUUCGGAUGCCGAGGAAUGUGUUCAGAUGCCGAGGAAUGUGUUCAGAUGCCGAGGAAUGUGUUCGAAUGCCGAGUAACGUGUUCGGAUGCCGAGACAUACGCUUCUGUCUCUACCCCUGUCACUAUUACUGUAUCUCCACCUGUCACUAUUACUGUAUCUCCACCUGUCACUGUUACUGUAUCUCCACCUGUCACUAUUACUGUAUCUCCACCUGUCACUGUUACUGUAUCUCCACCUGUCACUAUCACUGUAUCUCCACCUGUCACUAUCACUGUAUCUCCUCCUGUCACUAUCACUGUAUCUCCACCUGUCACUAUCACUGUAUCUCCACCUGUCACUAUCACUGUAUCUCCACCUGUCACUAUCACUGUAUCUCCACCUGUCACUAUUACUGUAUCUCCACCUGUCACUAUCACUGUAUCUCCACCUGUCACUAUCACUGUAUCUCCACCUGUCACUAUCACUGUAUCUCCACCUGUCACUAUCACUGUAUCUCCACCUGUCACUAUCACUGUACCUCCACCUGUCACUAUCACUGUAUCUCCACCUGUCACUAUCACUGUACCUCCACCUGUCACUAUCACUGUAUCUCCACCUGUCACUAUCACUGUAUCUCCACCUGUCACUAUCACUGUAUCUCCACCUGUCACUAUCACUGUAUCUCCACCUGUCACUAUCACUGUAUCUCCACCUGUCACUAUCACUGUAUCUCCACCUGUCACUAUCACUGUAUCUCCACCUGUCACUAUCACUGUAUCUCCACCUGUCACUAUCACUGUAUCUCCACCUGUCACUAUCACUGUAUCUCCACCUGUCACUAUCACUGUAUCUCCACCUGUCACUAUCACUGUAUCUCCACCUGUCACUAUCACUGUAUCUCCACCUGUCACUAUCACUGUAUCUCCACCUGUCACUAUCACUGUAUCUCCACCUGUCACUAUCACUGUAUCUCCACCUGUCACUAUCACUGUAUCUCCACCUGUCACUAUCACUGUAUCUCCACCUGUCACUAUCACUGUAUCUCCACCUGUCACUAUCACUGUAUCUCCACCUGUCACUAUCACUGUAUCUCCACCUGUCACUAUCACUGUACCUCCACCUGUCACUAUCACUGUAUCUCCACCUGUCACUAUCACUGUACCUCCACCUGUCACUAUCACUGUAUCUCCACCUGUCACUAUCACUGUACCUCCACCUGUCACUAUCACUGUACCUCCACCUGUCACUAUCACUGUAUCUCCACCUGUCACUAUCACUGUACCUCCACCUGUCACUAUCACUGUAUCUCCACCUGUCACUAUCACUGUACCUCCACCUGUCACUAUCACUGUAUCUCCACCUGUCACUAUCACUGUAUCUCCACCUGUCACUAUCACUGUACCUCCACCUGUCACUAUCACUGUAUCUCCACCUGUCACUAUCACUGUAUCUCCACCUGUCUUUAAUAUCUCAGAGUUCUCGUCUCGUCUUGAAAGGGAGAGGAAAUAA